GUUCAGUUUUUGGAGACUGUAUAGGGAGCGAUGAGAAUUAUCUUGGCGUUACUUCUUUUGGUGCUUUAUGUAGGAUUGGGUGAUGCUUGUACAUGUGCCGGUAUACCAACGAAUGGAUGUAAUUCACAGUAUUCCAUCUUAGGAGAAGUAUUAGGACUACAAGUCCUUGAACCCGGAAUAAAUGGUGAAAAUAUCUACACAGUUAGAGUGUUACAAAUCUAUAAGGCUGAGAGACCCCUCCCUUACAUUUGGCCCGGCAUUGUAAGGAUCCGCGCGUAUACCGGAGGAUCACUCUGUGGGGUAGUCUUCACACCGGGGCGGAUCUAUGUUAUCUCAGGAACUUAUCGAAACUCUACAUUGGGAGCCAACUCCUGCGCCUACGUCAGAGAAUGGAAUCAAAUUCCUUUUUCAGAAAGAUGGAACCUCUUUUGUAGACGUUUUUGAGUAAAACCUCCAAUUGACAAUGAAAUGAAAAAGAGCAAUACCAUAUGUUUAAUAAAAAAAAACUUCUAUAAUUUUUCUUAAUUUGGAAUAAAACUAAACGUACGAG
Messenger RNA from Saccostrea cuccullata (small rock oyster), 550 nucleotides. RefSeq lists its product as uncharacterized. Gene Ontology annotation, molecular function: protease binding; metalloendopeptidase inhibitor activity. NCBI's taxonomy places the organism in Eukaryota, Metazoa, Mollusca, Bivalvia, Ostreida, Ostreidae. Bases 31 to 444 code for a protein of 137 amino acids. The record is from RefSeq and is a predicted model, not a curated record. Gene Ontology annotation, cellular component: extracellular matrix. Gene Ontology annotation, biological process: negative regulation of membrane protein ectodomain proteolysis; negative regulation of endopeptidase activity. The transcript is spliced from 4 exons.